This is a messenger RNA of Brassica napus (rape), 1360 nucleotides long. RefSeq names its product gibberellin 20 oxidase 4-like. The record is from RefSeq and is a predicted model, not a curated record. Gene Ontology annotation, molecular function: gibberellin 20-oxidase activity. Gene Ontology annotation, biological process: response to light stimulus; unidimensional cell growth; flower development. The transcript has 3 exons. The coding region runs from base 107 to 1240 and encodes 377 amino acids. NCBI's taxonomy places the organism in Eukaryota, Viridiplantae, Streptophyta, Magnoliopsida, Brassicales, Brassicaceae.
CUCUCCAUUUUCGUACACUACAACACUAAAUCAAUCAUUAUUUAUCUUUUAAAAGGCCUUUUAAGUUCUUGUUCUUUUCAGUAACAUCUAUUCAUUUCCACUCGAAAUGGAAUGCAUCACAAAGCUCCCUUUCAAUGAAAAUGAAACCGAAGACAGCCUUUUGACGACCUUUGAUUCAAUGGUCCUAUAUGAUCAAGAAAACCAAGUACCUCGAGAGUUUGUGUGGCCCGACCAUCAGAAACCCUCUCCAAAUGUUCCAAUCCUCCAAGUCCCUCUCAUUGACCUUGCUGGCUUCCUCUCCGACGACCCAUUCUUGGUCUCGGAGGCUACAAGACUUGUGGCAGAAGGUGCAAAGCAACAUGGUUUCUUCUUGGUCACCAACCAUGGAGUCGAUGAGAGGCUCCUGUCCAGUGCCUAUACAUCUAUGGACAAAUUCUUUUUGUCACCGACUUGUGAGAAACAGAAGGCUCUGGGGGAGUGGCGUGAAAGCUGGGGUUACGCUAAUAGCUAUUUCGGGAAAUACAAGAAGAAUCUACCCUGGAAGGAAAUGCUGUCGUUUUCUUUCUCCCCGGAGGAGAAGACCGAUAACCACUCUCAAAUCGUCAAAGAUUUCAUUAUUGAAAAAAUGGGUGACGGAUACAAUGAUUUUGGGAGGGUAUAUCAAGAAUACGGCGAGGCCAUGAGCAAUCUCUCAUUGAAGAUCAUGGAGCUUCUUGGAAUGAGUCUUGGCCUUAAUAGAAGCCAUUUCAAAGAUUUUUUUGAAGACAAUGAAUCGAUAUUGAGAUUGAAUUACUAUCCAAAGUGCAAGCAACCAGAUGUUGUACUAGGGACAGGACCACACUGCGACCCAACCUCCCUAACCAUACUUCAACAAGACCACGUCAGUGGUCUUCAAGUUUUAGUGGACAACCAAUGGCAUUCAGUUCCUCCUAACCCUCAAGCGUUGGUGGUUAACAUUGGCGACACUUUCAGGGCUCUUACCAACGGAAUAUACAAGAGUUCUUUGCAUCAGGCGGUAGUGAAUAGCGAGACGGAAAGAAAGACAAUUGCAUUCUUCCUAUCUCCAAAAGUGGACAAAGUGGUGAAGCCACCAGAGGAAUUAGAAGGUGAAAGAGUGUAUCCAGAUUUUACAUGGUCUAUGCUUCAUGAGUUCGUAAAGAAACACUAUAAAACAGACGAGAACACGCUUGAAGAGUUCACAAAAUGGCUCAAAAAGGCGGAAACCUCUAAUGAAGGAUAAGAGCAAAGUUACUUUAAGAGCCUAAGUUUCCUCGUUUAUCUUCAAACACCAUUAACGAGCUUUUCCCGUUCUGUUUCUUUAAGUUGUGUGCUGUAUUAAAUAAAGUGACAUUCUGAUCCA